Molecule: messenger RNA, 2763 nt
Organism: Aegilops tauschii subsp. strangulata
Lineage: Eukaryota; Viridiplantae; Streptophyta; Magnoliopsida; Poales; Poaceae
Product: glycerophosphodiester phosphodiesterase GDPDL4
Biological process (GO): lipid metabolic process
Molecular function (GO): glycerophosphodiester phosphodiesterase activity
Source: RefSeq, a predicted model, not a curated record
CUUCCCUUCGCUGCCACCUCCUGCCCUGCCCGUUCGCCUCUCCUCCCCUCCACCAUUCCUCUCCCCCCCAGCAUAAACACAGCUCAGCAGGCCCCAUCCCCAUCCCAUUGUCUCUCUCCGUCCCCGGGUCGGGGCUUAAAUCCAGCACGGCCAUUGCCUCGUAUUAUUCCCGAGGACUCCUUGGUUCUUGCUGCGUCGUUCCAGGGACAGGGUGGUGGUGCCGUUCUUGGAGUGCUGUUCCCGGGCUGCUGCUUGCGGCCAGCCGUCCCGUCAGGGUGGUGUUCGCCGGCGGCGAGGCAAUGGGGAGCGGCCGUGUCUUCUCCGUUGUCGCGUCCGUCGUGUUGCUCUGGUUGGGCGUGGCCGCUGCGCAGGGUGACUCUCCUUGGAAGACGCUUAGCGGCAAUGCUCCGGCGAUCAUAGCCAAGGGUGGAUUUUCAGGCCUAUUCCCUGACUCAAGUGAAUUCGCUUACCAGUUCGCGAUGAUUGCGAGCUCGCCCGAUACAAUCCUGUAUUGUGAUGUCCGGCUGACCAAGGAUGGACUUGGCGUCUGCCUGCCGGACAUUAAGAUGGACAACUGCACCAACAUUCCAGAUUUCUAUCCUAAGGGUAAGAAGAGCUACCUUGUCAAUGGCGUAUCGACAACGGGGUGGUUCUCCGUGGACUACAACGGCACCGAGCUCUCGCAAGUGUCUUUGAAGCAGUCAAUCUUCUCUCGCACGCCCAGGUUUGAUCCAAGCUUCUUCCCAUUGCUCGCCGUCGAAGACGUGGCAUCCAAGUUUAAGCCUCCUGGAAUGUGGCUCAAUAUCCAGCAUGACGGUUUCUACAGCCAGUUCAACAUGAGCAUGAGGAAGUACAUCCUUUCUGUGUCGAGACGUGUUAUUGUUGACUACAUCUCAUCACCGGAAGCAAGCUUCCUCACCAGCAUCAGUGGAAGGGUUAGCAACAACACAAAGCUCGUGUUCCGCUUUCUUGACGAGGCCACUCUUGAGCCAUCUACCAAAGAGACAUAUGGUUCCAUGUUGAAAAACCUUACAUUUAUCAAGACAUUUGCAUCUGGGAUACUUGUCCCGAAGAAGUACAUCUGGCCUGUUUCACCAGAUAAUUAUCUGCAACCAUACACUUCGAUCGUCGAUGAUGCUCAUAAAGCAGGGCUGGAAAUUUAUGCUGCUGAUUUUGCCAACGACUUUGCGCUCAGUUACAACCAUAGCUACGAUCCAUUAGCUGAAUCUCUCUCGUUCAUUGAUAAUGGUGCAUUUUCUGUUGAUGGCAUACUGACUGAUUUCCCCGUUACGCCUUCAGAAGCUAUUGGCUGUUUUGCGAAUUUGAACAAAAGCAACACAGAUCAUGGGAAACCUCUAAUUAUUUCUCACAAUGGAGCCAGUGGAGAUUACCCAGGCUGCACAGAUCUAGCUUAUCAGAAAGCAGUCGACGAUGGUGCAGAUGUCAUUGAUUGCCCUGUGCAAGUGACCAAAGACGGCAUACCAGUAUGCAUGGGAUCCAUUAACUUAAUGGAUAGUACUACUGUUGCAAAAUCACCAUUUGCGUCCCAGGCAGCAGUAAUGAAAGAUAUUGAGAGUGUCCUAGGAGUCUUUACUUUCAACCUCACUUGGGAUGACAUCGUGAAGAAUCUAAAACCCAAGAUAUCUACCCCACUUAGCACCUUCAGUUUGGACAGAAAUCCAAGAUACAGGAAUGCAGGCAAUUUCAUGAGAUUAUCAGACUUUCUGGACUUCUCAAAAGAUAAGGAUUUAUCAGGAAUCAUGAUUAGCAUAGAGCAUGCUGCUUUUCUAGCAGAGGAACUCGGAUUUGACAUGGUAGAUGCAGUUAUCAAAGCGCUUGACGACUCCGGCUACAACAAACAAACUGCUCAGAAAGUUAUGAUUCAGUCAACCAACAGCUCGGUUCUGGUGAAGUUGAAGCAGCAAACAAAGUAUGACCUGGUGUACAUGAUCAAUGAAGAUGUCAGCGAUGCCGGGCCUUCCUCCCUCGCGGGCAUUAAAAAGUUUGCCGAUGCCGUUUCUGUGGAGACCAGCUCUGUUUUCCCUGAAAACCGCCAUUUCACGUCGCACCAGACAGACCUUGUCGAGUCCCUGCAGACCGCCGGGCUCUCAGUCUACGCCUACACUCUCAUGAACGAGUUUGUUGCUCAGCCAUACGACUUCUUCUCGGAUGCGACCGCGGAGAUCAUUGCCUAUGUUCAGGGUGCCGGAGUGGAUGGGCUAAUCACCGACUUCCCGGCGACGGCCCGGAGAUACAAAUCGAACACUUGCAUGAACAUGGGGAACAAAACUCCGAGCUUCAUGGCCCCUCCUAGGCCUGGUGAUCUGCUGCAGCUCAUCAGUAAGCCGGCGCAACCACCGGCCCUAGCCCCGAUGCCCCUGCUAAUGGAUUCUGACGUGUCGGAGCCGCCCCUACCGCCCGCAAGAUUGAACAAUGGUACUACAGCUCCAGCACCUUCGUCUGCACCCAGGAUGCAGACUCGGAUCCCAUUCCUCGUCACCUUAGCGAUGCUUUGCGUCUGGGCCACGGUCUGAGGUCGCAAUGCCACAUGACACGCUAGAGGUCUGCCGGUCUACUAAUCCAAUGUUCUUUCCCCUCCCUCGGUAAUUCGUUUGUUCUUGUAAUUUUUGCGUUGCGGGGUUUAUAUACGGACGCCCCUAUGGCACUCAGUCCCUAGUGAUUAUCAGUACAUAUGUGUUGGAAUAUAUCCUCUUAUGUUCUGGACCGACUUCUCAACAAUCUGAAUUUCUGAGGCUUGAUUUA